Molecule: messenger RNA, 238 nt
Organism: Dentiscutata heterogama
Lineage: Eukaryota; Fungi; Glomeromycota; Glomeromycetes; Diversisporales; Gigasporaceae
Source: the annotation of a GenBank genome assembly
AAGUUCAGCUUACAGAAAUGCUUUGGUUAUCUACAAAAAUAUUAGAUACUGAAAAGUUAAUUAAAAAUACUUGGUUUAUAUCAUCUUUUUACAAGUCUGAUAAAGGUUCAAAUAAAAAAUAUUUUGUAUUUGAACCAAAUGAUAAAGAUUAUGAACCAAUGACUAGGAAGAAAAAUGAAUUGAAAACUCUGAAAAUUCAGAUCUAUCCUACAAAAUUUGAAUCUAAAAUGCUUGACAA